AUGGAAAACGACAAGGGUCAACUAGUUGAACUAUACGUUCCAAGAAAGUGUUCUGCCACCAACAGAAUCAUCAAGGCUAAGGACCACGGUUCCGUGCAGAUCAACAUUGCCCAGGUCGACGAGAACGGCCACGCCGUCCCAGGUGAGUACAUCACAUACGCCCUAUCCGGCUACGUCAGAGCCAGAGGUGAGGCCGACGACUCCAUGAACAGGCUAGCUCAAAAGGACGGCUUGUUGAAGAACGUCUGGAGCUACUCCCGUUAA
This is a messenger RNA of Eremothecium gossypii ATCC 10895, 264 nucleotides long. Its product is annotated as 40S ribosomal protein eS21. Gene Ontology annotation, molecular function: structural constituent of ribosome. The record is from RefSeq and is marked provisional. NCBI's taxonomy places the organism in Eukaryota, Fungi, Ascomycota, Saccharomycetes, Saccharomycetales, Saccharomycetaceae. Gene Ontology annotation, cellular component: ribosome; cytosolic small ribosomal subunit. Bases 1 to 264 code for a protein of 87 amino acids. Gene Ontology annotation, biological process: endonucleolytic cleavage in ITS1 to separate SSU-rRNA from 5.8S rRNA and LSU-rRNA from tricistronic rRNA transcript (SSU-rRNA, 5.8S rRNA, LSU-rRNA); translation; endonucleolytic cleavage to generate mature 3'-end of SSU-rRNA from (SSU-rRNA, 5.8S rRNA, LSU-rRNA). The transcript is spliced from 2 exons.